Molecule: messenger RNA, 1180 nt
Organism: Gavialis gangeticus (Gharial)
Lineage: Eukaryota; Metazoa; Chordata; Crocodylia; Gavialidae
Gene: MED10
Product: mediator complex subunit 10
Exons: 4
Coding region: 36-440 (134 amino acids)
Biological process (GO): positive regulation of transcription by RNA polymerase II
Cellular component (GO): mediator complex; chromatin
Molecular function (GO): transcription coregulator activity
Source: RefSeq, a predicted model, not a curated record
AGUUCUUUGACCUGGAAGUACCGGUUCGAGCAGUGAUGGCGGAGAAGUUCGACUCGCUGGAGGAGCACCUGGAGAAGUUUGUGGAGAACAUCCGGCAGCUCGGUAUCAUCGUCAGCGACUUCCAGCCCAGCAGCCAGGCCGGCCUCAACCAGAAGCUGAAUUUUAUGGUUACGGGACUGCAAGACAUUGAUAAAUGUCGACAGCAGCUUCAUGAUAUCAGUGUGCCUUUAGAAGUUUUUGAGUACAUCGAUCAAGGCCGUAAUCCACAGCUUUACACUAAAGAGUGUUUGGAGCGGGCUUUAGCUAAAAAUGAACAAGUGAAAGGAAAAAUUGACACAAUGAAGAAAUUUAAAAGCUUAUUAAUUCAAGAACUGACAAAGGUCUUCCCAGAGGACAUGGCCAAAUACAAAGCUAUUCGAGGUGAAGAUCCUCCUACUUAAAAAUUCAGCCUUCAGUAGGUUCUAAAAUAUUCUCUGUAUUUUUAUGGAAUUGAUAUUUCCUGUUCUGACUGGAGGGAGAGGGAAGCAAAGCCCUCCUAUCAAGUGUGCUAAUAAAUGUGAGAGUCAAUGACUAUGAAGGAGUUGAUUACCACUUAUUCUACUUCUGAAGCCAUUAAAUUAUUCGUACAUAUUUCUAUGUAUCAAAAUAUUGCAAUGGAAAGUGUGUUUUCCCCUGAAAUAUUUGGGAAGCAUAUAUGUAACCUGGGAGCAGUGGUACAGUGUUUUCAUUUCAAGAGCAAAGUUCCUUACUAGAACAGAAUAGUGGAUUUCAAUUUCAGAUGAGCUAGUGGUACAAUGUGGUUUAAUUAGCUGCUGAAAGAAGUGCAUUUAUUUAUUCUUGAUUAUAACAUAGGCUUUGGUCUGUUUCACACAAGGAAAUAAUAAAUAAGAGCUGAUGACUUAAUUUUUUGACAACUGUAAAAGCAGCAAUUUAUCUUUUUGCCAAAUUCUGCAAAACUCACUAUCAAAGGCAGCGUUGGAUUUAUUGAACCACAAUCACAUAUAGCCUCAAAAAAACUUGUCCUGUGGCCAGGGUGCCAGACCAAGGGAAAGAAAUUUUUGUUAAGGCUAGCCUCAACAGCAGUGUGUCUAUUUUGUACCAUAAUGUUUAGUGCAUAAACCCUUUUUUUUCACUUUGUAUUGCAUUUUCUGUAGGUAAAACAUUAAAUUUAAACUUUGAA